Hirsutella rhossiliensis is the source of this 933-nucleotide messenger RNA. RefSeq names its product amidohydrolase domain-containing protein. Gene Ontology annotation, biological process: secondary metabolic process. The transcript has 3 exons. Gene Ontology annotation, cellular component: cytoplasm; cytosol. Bases 1 to 933 code for a protein of 310 amino acids. The record is from RefSeq and is a predicted model, not a curated record. Gene Ontology annotation, molecular function: hydrolase activity; carboxy-lyase activity. Lineage: Eukaryota; Fungi; Ascomycota; Sordariomycetes; Hypocreales; Ophiocordycipitaceae.
AUGUUGGGCAAAAUAGCUCUGGAAGAGGCAUUUGCUCUACCUCGUCUACACGAAAAGACGAGGUGGUGGGCCUCCCUGUUCGCGGUAAACCCUGACAAACACGCGGCCGAGAUGCAGGACAUUACCGACACGCGAAUCAAGUACAUGGAUCGCUAUGGUGUUGGCUACACCAUUCUGUCCUACACUGCGCCCGGCGUGCAAGACAUUUGGGACUCCCAAGAGGCGCAGGAGCUGGCUGUCGAAAUCAAUGACUAUGUUGCGGGAGUUAUCAAGGACUACCCGCACCGCCUGGGAGCUUUCGCCACCCUCUCUAUGCACGAUCCCAACGAAGCUGCGGCCGAGCUCAGGAGAUGUGUAACUCAGUACGGCUUCAAAGGCGCACUUGUCAAUGACACCCAGCGCGCCGGUCCCGACGGCGACGAUGCUAUAUUCUACGACGGUCCGGAGUGGGAUGUCUUCUGGUCCGCUCGCAAGUGGCUGAUCGGGCCACCCCUGAGCUUUGCCCAUGGCGUCAGCCUCCACGUUCUCGGCAUGGUUACCAACGGCGUCUUCGACCGCCACCCCAAUCUUCAAGUCAUACUUGGCCAUCUAGGAGAGCACAUCCCGUUUGACAUGUGGCGCAUCAACCACUGGUUUGAAGAUGUGAAGAAGCCGCUCGGCCUGAGCUGUGAGAAGACGAUCCGCGAGUACUUUCAGCGGAACCUUUGGAUUACAACCAGCGGUCACUUUUCUACAACCACGCUGCAGUUUUGCAUGGCUGAGGUUGGCGCCGACAGAAUACUGUUCUCAAUUGACUACCCCUUUGAGUCGUUCGACGAUGCCUGCAGCUGGUACGAUGACAUGUCUCUAAACGUCGGAGACAAGAAGAAAAUAGGACGUGACAACGCAAAGGCUCUAUUCAAGAUUAGUAGCAUUUCAGAUGGUCAAGAAUAA